CGGCAUUCCCGGCCAAUCAGUCGUCCCCGAUGCCGCGCUUGCUGUCCCUGCUGCCCAUCUUUGGCGCCGCGACGGUUCCCACGGUCCCUUGGCCCCGGACGGAGACGACGCCGGAGGCGACGCCGGAGGCGACGUGUUUGCCCAACGGCAUCGGUGCCUCGAAGAGGAGGAACCUGGUGAAUGCCGAUGGGGAGUCCUACCCAGUGGGCCUCUGGAAAACGAGCUUCGAUAACUAUGGCCAGACCUCCUAUGCAGCCACCGCAGUGGUGCAGUUGCUGAUGGAAGAGCUCCUGGGGUACAACACACGGGAGACUGGAACAGGAACUUGGGAGGUGGAAGGCCUGUAUCGCUUGCUCGGUUGCACGAAUCCCUUUGAUGCUGACAGCCCGAGCUGUGGGGAAAGGGACUACACCGACACCCAUGUCCUAGUCGACGCCUAUAUGGAUCCAGCUGAGUGGGCGAAGAGUCAGGUGCUGCCAGGGGCUCCGGUGCGAUUGGGAUCCAUGGGCUACGAAUAUUUUGAUGGCCAAUUUGUGAGCGAAGCAGCCUUUGAUGCUGCUGUAGCAAAGGGGGCCAGUCCAUUGAACUUCUACAAGGGCUUGGAUGUGCGACAGCAACCUUGGAGAUAUUUCGAUGAGAUUUCCUCGGUAAACACCUCCCGCCUGGGAAGUUGUGGCAAUUUCUUCUUGAAUCUGACCGCCUGGGGAGAUUUCGCCACACUUCACUCCAGCUGUCCAGACGGCUACUUCUGGUUAUCGCCAGCGUGUCGCAGCAAUUCUUCACAGUGCAUUCCUUAUUUCAGCCCCUUCUCAGGGUGGUUGGAUCCCAUGAUCGCCCAGAAAGCCAUCGUGUGGAACAUACCUUUAGCCAUUGCUGGAAGCAACAAUUUGAAUGACUUUGAAAAAUUGGUGAAAGCGCAUCGUUGCAUUUUCUCUUGGCAGCAGCCGAGCAGCCUCUUUGGCACCGCUCACCACAUCCGUUUUCCGUCGCAUGAAGCGGCAGCAUAUGCCAUCAGGAACUACACCACAGCAGAGCCGCCGUACCCCAUUUCCAAGUUUGUAAGCGCCAUCAAGUUGUCACUGCCAAGCAGUGCUUUCUUGCACUGCGCGCAGUCACCUCCGCCGAACAACACCAUGUUCAGAGAUGUCAACCCGGUGAGGGUUGGGAUGCCUACCAUGGAAGCGUACCUGCCCUUGGUCCUGAGACUCUUUGAGUUGAGCCCGGAGGGAGAAUAUACCUCGAACUUUCUGACCCGGGUGUUCCUGGAGAUGGAUGAAGAGGCCAAGAACAAUUUGAGCCAGGUGGCUGCCCAGCUGCAAGCGGUGAUGAAGCCCAACAUGCGCAGAGCCCGGCCCACCUGCAAGAAGGUCGCCAAGAAAUCUCCACCUCAGAAUCCGGACGCAGCGGUUUGGGAGGUGUCUGAUGGUGAGAUGACGACUACUAGUGAAGCCAACGAUGAGAUACAUGUUCAAGAUCAUGGUGAUCACAUGGACUUGCAUGAGCCUCCAAUGUUGGAGGGACCAGCAGCAGACGAGCCAGUUUGCCCGGGUGCAGGGGGGAAUGAACAUGCACAUGUUUACCUGGGGGAUCAGAAUCCUUUGGCGGGUGAACCCAGCCCUGUACCGACUCAGAUGGACAUCUCUGAAGUUGAAGUGAUCCCGGAUUCUCCUACAGGAGCCUGCUACUGUCACAUGUUGGAAAUGCCCGAUAGGCAACCGGAAUAUGAAGAAGAUUGGGAUGUUUGUCACCACUGCCAAAAUGCCCGUCACCCUGUGGAUGAUGUUUCAACAGAUGUUGAUGUAGAGCUGGGAGAGACCACCAUGGUUGAAGCCCCACAAGGUGUGCAUGAAGACAUGGUUGAUAAGACCCCACCCCGAACAUUUCGCCGUCUUCGGCCUUUGCCUAUGGUUGAUGACUUGUUCAUGGUGGGCGACCCUGGACAAUGCGCUGAAUAUGUGGUGAUCGAUGACUGCGACCCUGAUGGCCUCGAGACCGCUGAGCCUCUGGCUUCAGACUCGCAAUGUUGCGCUGCAGAGGAGGAAUAUCUUGAAGAUGCUAUGGAUAUUGAUCACCGUUUUCCCAACGCCAAGGACAGCUACCUUGCGCCUGCUGCAGAGUCACAUGCUGCUCCCCGUGCGAAGGACACAGAUCCUCCACUCCUGGCGGGACAAGAGCUUUGCGCCUCUGACUUCAAGGAAGGAUCUGGUCCACCCCUUGCUGGGCCAGAGCCUUGCAGUUCUGACUUCAAGGAUCCGGGAAAAUAUCCUCUAGCUGAUGCACCUGACUACAUGACCGAGCUUCAGAAUCAGGUGAAGGACAUGGAUCCGCCAGAGUUUUCAAAGCAGGGGGAACAUGCUGGUAAGACACGGGGUCGUAAAGCAAAGGCCAAAGCAGCACCCAAAACGAAAGGCAGAGCCAAUCGUGCACCAAAGAGCAAAGCCACAAAGGCAGCAAAGUCUACCAGGUCCAGGACUGCAAAGCAAAGUGUAAGAGCCAAGGCAGCAGCCAAGCCAAAAGCCAAGCCAUCACCCAAACCCAAAGCGGCCAACAAGGCCAGAGCUGCAAGUGGAUCCGCAGGACACUCAGCAGUCGUUCCUGCUGAUCCUUUCCCUGCACCGGAUGAUGUCAUGGAGCCCAAGGCAGCCUGCAAGAAACCUAGGACUCGAAAAACCUUGCCUGAUGACAACAAAGACAGGAUCCCGCCCUCCCACAUCACGCACAACCACGUGUACUCGAGCGCGUAUCGGAAGUCCCUGUCACUGUGCCCUGGGGACAAAGCACUUGCCCGAAAGCAAGGUGCUGCAGCUGUUGACUAUUUUAAGAUUCACGGGGCUGUCAAUGGGCUUUGCGGCAGUUUUCGCUCAGCACCCAGAAGCAGCACAAAGAGUGCGGACAGCGGUGUUUAG
Molecule: messenger RNA, 2906 nt
Organism: Cladocopium goreaui
Lineage: Eukaryota; Dinophyceae; Suessiales; Symbiodiniaceae
Source: the annotation of a GenBank genome assembly